Marmota monax (woodchuck) is the source of this 4583-nucleotide messenger RNA. RefSeq names its product zinc finger protein 17-like. Lineage: Eukaryota; Metazoa; Chordata; Mammalia; Rodentia; Sciuridae. Gene Ontology annotation, biological process: regulation of transcription by RNA polymerase II. The record is from RefSeq and is a predicted model, not a curated record. Gene Ontology annotation, molecular function: RNA polymerase II cis-regulatory region sequence-specific DNA binding; DNA-binding transcription factor activity, RNA polymerase II-specific.
AAACCUUACAAAUGCAGUGAAUGUGGGAAGUUCUUUAGAUAUUGCUUCACACUGAGUAGACAUCGGAGGCUUCAUUCUGGAGAAAGGCCUUAUGAAUGCAGUGAAUGUGGGAAGAUUUUUAUGGACACUUCACACCGAAGUCAUCAGAGAGUUCACACUGGAGAAAGACCUUAUGAAUGUAGCAAGUGUGGAAAAUUUUUUAGAUAUCACUCCACACUUGAUACACAUCAGAGAGUUCAUAGUGGGGAAAGGCUUUAUGAGUGUAGUGAAUGUGGGAAAUUCUUUAGCCACAACUCAAGUCAAAUUAGACACUGGAGAAAUCACAUUAGAGAAAAGCCUUAUGAGUGCAACAAAUGUGGGAAAGGUUUUAGCCAAAAUUCCCACCUCAUUCGGCACCAAAAUGUUCACAUUAGAGAAAGAAAUUAUGAGUGCAGCAAAUGUGAGAAAUUCUUUACGAACAAUUCCACAGUUCUUAGUCAUCAGAGAGUUCAUGCUGGAGAAAAUCCUUCUGAGUGCAAUGAAUGUGGGAAAGUCUUUAGAUAUAACUCAAGCCUCAUUAAACAUACGAGAAUUCACAUCGGAGAAACGCCUUAUGAGUGCCGUGAAUGUGGGAAAGUGUUUAACCAAAACUCCCACCUCAUUCAGCUCCAAAACAUUCACAUCAGAUAAAGAACUUACAAGUAAAUGUUAAAAAACUUCAGACAGAAAUAUGCUCUGAUUUAUAAUUGGGAACUAGUUUUUUUAAAAUUCUAAAAUGCUGACAACAAAAUUUAUCAUCAUUACAAUGUUAAAGUGUACAGUUCAGUAAUUGUCCACAUUGUGCAAUGAAUGUUCAGAAGUCUUUUCAUCUUUUUUUUUUUUUUUAGGAAGAGUGAGAGAGAGAGAGUGAGAGAGAGAAUUUUUAAAAAUAUUUAUUUAUUUUUUUUUAGUUCUCGGCGAACACAACAUCUUUGUUGGUAUGUGGUGCUGAGGAUCGAACCCGGGCCGCACACAUGCUAGGCGAACACGCUACCGCUUGAGCCACAUCCCCUGCCCAAGUCUUUUCAUCUUACAAGAUAGGGAAAACUCUAUGUCCUUUAUUAACGACUUAUUUUCCAUUACACCCAGCCCCUGAUAGCACUCUGAACUUCAUUAGUACUCUCUCUAAGGAAAAUUGUUUUGAAUCUUAUUAUUUUGUGCCCCAUUUUACCCGUCUUCAAAAGGAUUAGAAUUUCCUUUUUAAAGCUGAAUAAAAUCCCAUAUAUAACACUUUAUCUAUACAUAAUGAGAAUUGCUUUGCAUUCAUUUCAUGUAUUUGCUAUGGAGGAUAAUGACUCCCAUGAGUAUAUAGAUAAAGAUUUGAGGUUUUGCUUUUUAAAAAUUUACAUAUAUAUUUGAGGGUGCUGCUGGGAAUCAAACCUAGGGCCUCACAUGUGCCCGUCAGACAUUCUACCACUGAGCCACAUUCCUACUCCUCUGCUUUAAAUUCUUUUUUUGGUGUAGAGGCAGACAUGGAAUUGCUGUUUCAUAGGAUAUGAGACAUGGUUUUCAUAGCAGGUGUACCAUUUUGGAGUCUCAUAAAUAGUACAAGUGUUCUAAUUUUUCACACCACAAUUCUUUCUCUUUUUAAAUAGUUAUUUAAAUGGAUGUGAGGUAUUUCAUUGUCACUUUGAUUUGCAUUUCCGUAAUGAUUACUGAUGAACAUUUUUUAUCUACCUCUUGCUCAAUGUUCUUUAGAGAAAUGUAUAUUCAAUUCUUUUAACCCUCUUUUCUCUUCCCUCUCACUUUCUCAAUGUUGGGGAUGAAAUCCAGAGUCUCACACAUGCCAGACAAGCACUCUGCCACAGAGCCACAUUCCCAGCUCCUUGUUGUCCAUUCUUUUGCAUGUGAGUAUCUAGCUUUUGAACACUUUCUUCAAAAGACUCCUUUCCCAAAUCAGUCCUUUCUGCACUUUCAUCACAUAUCUGCAUAAACAUGAAGGUUUAUUCCUGUGCUUUUCAUUUUGUUGCUGUGUCAGCUUCUCAUUACUGUGAUAAAUAACAGUAAAAUCGAUUUAGGACGUUUGCCAGGCACGGUGGUGCAUGUCUGCAAUCCCAGCAACUUGGGAGGCUGAGGAGAGAGGAUUACAAGUUCAAAGCCAGCCUCAACAACUUAGUGAGGCCCUGUCUCUAAAUAAAAAAGGGCUGGGGAUGUGGCUCAGUGGUGAAGCACUCCUGGGUUCGAUCCCCAAUUAAAAAAAAGAAUUUUGGAGGUUUCAGUCCACAUUUACUUGGCCAUUGCUUUUGGGCUCGUGACAAGUAUAUCAUGAGGGGAGUGAGGCAGAGGAAGCCACUUCACGGCAGCCAGGAAGCAAGAAGGGAACAGGUUGGGGUUCCAAUAACCCCUUCAAGGGAACCCCCACAUGACAUAACUUCCUCCCACUAGCUCUUGAUUUUUAGAGAUUAGUCAUCCUCUAGUAGGGGCCACAAAUCGGUAAUCAAGCACAUAACACAUGGAACUUUAGGGGACACAUAACCAUCGCACUGGAUAGUCAAUGAACUAACUACCCAUGUAAUUAUGAAGAAAAUGCUAGUUGUGCUACAGGAAAAUCAGUAAAAAUGUACCCCUACUGAUUUCUUUGAAAUAUUUACAGAAUUGAAUAUUUGGGGCUUAAUGGGUUAUGAGGAAGUGGAGUCCUGCCCCGUUUGGAUUCCCAGAAUUUCAUUUCUUGGAGCCCUUUCCUGGGCAUUAGACCUAUAAUCACCAGGUAACUACCCAACAAGUCUCAGAAGCUUGAGGCAGAGGCUGGAAACUUAUCUAGAAGACUGUGGCGGAAAACAGGAGGGAGUGCUGCUGCGCAUGUGAAUCAGUGAACGCAGGACUUACUGCACCUGCAGCAGUCUUAGGCUUUUCUCUUGCUUUAAACCUGUUCAGGGACUUUGGCUUAGACUGAGGUGAUGAAGCAAGAAAGUGGAAGAAAAGGCUGUUGUCCCCCUGCCCUGGGAUGAGUGUGAGGUUCAAUUGAGCCAGGCUGGGGACUCCAAUGUCCUUGUCCCCGUCUUGAUCACUUGCCCCAUCUUCUGGCUCUUCCCUGGCUCAGCUGAUGGAGGUCCAUCUCGUGAGGUGGUAGGAGGGAGGUAGUGCUUCCCCAGGCACUCUUGAACCCCCACACACAAUGCUAAAACCUGGGUGGAGGGGUGCCUGCUAAGUUCUAUGCAGAUCUGGUCCUUAUGGCCAGAAGAUAGGCAGAGAGACCUUUGAGGCCACUGCAAAACCUCCAGGGGAAUAUUGGUUGAAGUAGAACUGGUGGAGUGGAAAGACGGGAUACAUCAUAAGAUCUCAGAUAGAGAUCUUGGAAAACUAGAGCCUACAGAUUUCCUGAAACAUCAAAUGUAACUGAGAAAGUGGGGAGUGAAGGCCCAGCCCAUAUUUUUUGCCUUAACAUCUGAGAAAAUGGAGCAGGUUUUGGAGAACUGAGUUUGGAGCAUGGCGAUUCUCUGACAUUUCAAGUCAUAGAUGUUACUUCAUUGACCAGUGGUCAUUCAGGUUUGGAGUUAAAGUGGACUGAGUUGGAGCUUUGAAAGUGUGGAGAAUAGGAAACACACCAGGGCAUGCCAUAGAUAUCAGGUUUAGGAAGGAUUCAAAAAUUGUAAUUUCAGAUAGGCCCUGUGGUGAAAAAGGGAGAGCUGAGGCUGGAGAGCAGAGCUGGGGAGGUCAGUAUCUCUAAUGAUCCCUCCCUCUAGAAAGGAGGGGACCCACUAUAGGAGGGAUCUGGUGCUCUGCCUACAAAAGGAGACCUGGAUGGUAAGGGAUAGAGACUGAAAUAUGCAAUGGUAGUGCAUCUCCAACAAGUAAUAGCUCACUAAAUAAUUAAAGAGGCUGUUAAUUUGAGGAUCUUUUUAAUGAGAUUGUCUUUGCUGUUACAUAAGCAAGCCUGAAUUUAACCUGAAAAUGUUUCUUGUAACUAACUUAAAAGAAACAAACUAAAACGAGCAUCAGGCUGUCACAAUAGGCAAUCAGUUACUGGUUAUACAACUAAGGACCUCCUUCAAACUACAUUCAAAUAAAGCAAAUGCCUCAUCUUAACAUACCCAAGUAAGGCAAUACCUAGCUAUAGCAAUUCUAAUGAGGUCUUUGCUCUUCUUGGGUAUAAAACUUUCCACUCAUGUGGAAAGUGGGCAGUGCUCACUCGAUCUUUCUCAACUUUUGAGUGUUGCCCUGUGGGGGAGCCGCAAAGAAUGCCCACACUCUUCCAGGCCUGAUGCCGCAGAUUCUGACCAACCACUGCAUUUGCUCUGGUUUGGGCGGGGUCUAGCCUGGAUAGUACGAUGGUCUUCUUUUUGGGAUGUGCCCCCAGGGUUGAGUUACACUGACCCGUCCCUUGUAUCCCUGCCCCUUCUUCCCUUUUCUGGAUAGAACUUUCUAAGAAUAAGAGUCCCCCCCCCAAUAAAAGCUCAUUUCCCAACGUGUUCUCUCCUCCCCGCUUUCUCUCCCUCCCUGUCCCCCCCUUUGUCUCGCUCUCCCUGUCUCCUUUCUCUUGCGCUCCCUCUUGGGGAGCCUGAGGCGAGAGCAGGGAACCUGUCCUGAAGCUUGUGUAGGGUAAAUCGUGUCUGUGUCUUACUUGG